Molecule: messenger RNA, 1152 nt
Organism: Eptesicus fuscus (big brown bat)
Lineage: Eukaryota; Metazoa; Chordata; Mammalia; Chiroptera; Vespertilionidae
Gene: FOXL1
Product: forkhead box L1
Exons: 1
Coding region: 1-1038 (345 amino acids)
Biological process (GO): cell differentiation; regulation of transcription by RNA polymerase II; anatomical structure morphogenesis
Molecular function (GO): DNA-binding transcription factor activity, RNA polymerase II-specific; RNA polymerase II cis-regulatory region sequence-specific DNA binding
Source: RefSeq, a predicted model, not a curated record
AUGAGCCACCUCUUCGGCCCCCGGCUGCCGGCUCUGGCGGCGUCGCCCAUGCUCUAUCUGUAUGGCCCCGAGAGACCCGGGCUGCCUCUGGCGUUCGCCCCCGCGGCCGCACUGGCCGCCACGGGCCGGGCAGAGCCCCCCCAGAAGCCGCCCUACAGCUACAUCGCGCUCAUAGCCAUGGCGAUCCAGGACGCGCCCGAGCAGAGGGUCACCCUCAACGGCAUCUACCAGUUCAUCAUGGACCGCUUCCCCUUCUACCACGACAACAGGCAGGGCUGGCAGAACAGCAUCCGCCACAACCUCUCGCUCAACGACUGCUUCGUCAAGGUGCCCCGCGAGAAGGGGCGACCGGGCAAGGGCAGCUACUGGACGCUGGACCCUCGCUGCCUGGACAUGUUCGAGAACGGCAACUACCGUCGCCGGAAGAGGAAGCCCAAGCCGGGCGGCGGGCCCCCGGAGACCAAGCGGUCCCGUGCGGAGACGCCAGAGCGCACCGCGGAAGCGCCACCCGAGGCGGGGAGCGGGGUAGGGCGGCCCAGACCCGCGACCCCCCGCCACGAGGGAGCGCCCUCGCGCCCCUGGCCCCUCCGGGAGGGCUCCUCGCCGGCGUCUCUCCUCUGCCCCGGCCUCGAGCCCCCAGAGGUGGAUGCGGGGGGCGGCGCUGUCCAGGUCGCUGCGGCGGUGGCGGUGGGCCAGCAGGCGCGCCCGGUGGAUGGCCCGGGGACCCCAGCGCGCCCCGCCUGCCGCAGCUCUCCGAGGAGCUCCGACAAGUCCAAGAGCUUCAGCAUAGAUAGCAUCCUGGCGGGACGGCAGGGCCAGAAGCCGGCUGCAGGGGCCGAGCUCCUGGGAGGUGCCAAGCAGGAUCCCGGCGGCUGUUUGGGGACCUCGCUUCUGGCCGCCUCUGCGAGCCUCUGUCCGCCUUUCAACGCCUCCCUAAUGCUGGACCCGCACGUCCAGGGCGGCUUUUACCAGCUCGGGAUCCCUUUCCUCUCUUACUUCCCUCUGCAGCUCCCCGACACCCUGCUGCACUUCCAGUGAAGCGCACAUCGGAGCCGUUCUUCCCGCGUCUGCCCUGGUCUGAGCUUCUCAGGAGUCACCAGGGCUCCCACUGCUGGGGGAAGGAGUCUUAAAAAACAACAAAAAAUAUCUUUU